CUGAUCAGAUAUAUUUACUACAGAAGUAAAUACUUGAUUUUGCUUGACUUUGUGCUAACAGGUGUAACAGAAUGUUAUUGUUAAGGAAGAUUUUACAUAUUUUUUUAAUUGUGUUCCAGUUAAUUGACACUACAGUGUCUUUGUUAAGUUUAUGUUGAACUAUGCUCCUUAUAGUAUGACUGUUGAAUUUUGCUUCAAGAUAUCUUCACUUUUAUAAAUGUUAGCAGGAAGAUAAACUAUUCACCGUUUGAAGGAAAGACUGAUAUACGUUAAUAUGAAAUGUUCUCAAAAACAAACUCCGAACAUGCAGGAGUACAGAUGGAAGAAUCAAAUAUCGUUGAACACAGAACUGUAAGAGAAAUAGUAGCAAAAAAACUGAAAAGGGCAAAACAAAUAAUAACUGUCGAGCCACUAGUAGCCCUGUACCAAAUGGCACAAUUUCUAUCAAAGCCAGCACUAGACAAUCUUGAAUUCGAAAAAUCGUGCAGGGUAAACUUAAAUUAUAGCAACUCCAUCUGCCAAGCAAUUUUAAGCGGUCACCACGAGAACUAUUCCAGUCAGAAUGAAAGAAUUCAAAUAUUAAUAAGCAAUAUGCACUCAUGGCAACAGCCAGUACAGAGUUUUAUGCCGCUGCUACUAGUUUUGUUUUUGGGGUCAUACAGCGAUAGACACAGAUGGAGGAAGCCAUUUCUCUUACUUCCAGUACUUGGAGAAAUAUUUGGAGUGUUUGGUUGUAUUUUAAGUGUUAUUUAUAUGCAGUCUUGGCCAUUGGAGGCUCAGGGAAUAUCCCAGAAAAUAAUUCCCUCGUUAUUUGGUGGCCAAACUAUGCUAAUUAUGGCUAGCACUUCUUACAUUGCCGACGUAAGUUCUAUAGAAAUGAGAACUCUUAGAUUAGGUAUCGUACAAGUUGUUCUAAGUGUAUGUUCUCCUUCAGUGUCAUUAUUUAGUGGACUGUUGUUUACGAAAAUAGGUUACAUUGGUAUUUUGACGAUAUCUGCAACAUUACAUUUUAUUUCGUUUAUAUAUGGCCUGUGCUGGAUAAAGGAAUCUCGAAAUCAAGAAAAGCAUAGUAGAAAGUUUUUUUUAGCCGAUUUAUUUGAUCCUUCGCAUGCUGUGGAUACUUUUAAUUUGAUUUGUAAGGAGACUCCGGGAACGGAUAGACUGCAUAUUUUAACAUUAAUAGCAGUGAUAUUUAUUUACCGAGGAGCUUUUGAUGGUGAAUCAAACAUAUUAUAUCUUUACACGCAAAAUGUUUUCCAAUGGACUCCUGUGGAAUAUAGCUACUUCAUAACAGUUAGCGGUUUGGUGCAUUUACUGGGAAAUGCCUUAGGAGUGCCAAUUUUUACAAAAAUAUUAAAUUUAAGUGACCUGAUGAUACUAUUUAUCACUGUUAUUAAUAAAAUCAUCACAAAUCUAAUAUUUGGUUUAGCAAAUUCUGUUACAGUAUUUUAUAUAGGAGUGUUUAUAAGUAUCAUAACCAGAAUCUUCAAAGUGGUGAAGAAAUCGAUUACUACAAAGGUGGUUUCAGAAAACGAUAUUGGGAAAGCCCAAUCUCUUUUAGGAAUAUUCGAAACACUAGCACCAGCAGCUGCAGUUCCUAUUUAUAAUAAGUUAGUGUAUGUAAACACGUUGACAACUUACCCAGCUGCCUUCUUGUUCUUCAGUAUUUUAUUUUACACAAUAUGUGCUGGCCUAAUAUUGUGGAUGUACUAUAAAGAAUUUAAAAGACUUGCCCAAGCUGACUCAACCAAAAAUAAUUGUGAGGACAUUAUUGAAACGAUACAUCUGUGAUUUAUAA
Molecule: messenger RNA, 1798 nt
Organism: Anoplophora glabripennis (Asian longhorned beetle)
Lineage: Eukaryota; Metazoa; Arthropoda; Insecta; Coleoptera; Cerambycidae
Exons: 7
Coding region: 280-1791 (503 amino acids)
Biological process (GO): transmembrane transport
Cellular component (GO): membrane
Molecular function (GO): transmembrane transporter activity
Source: RefSeq, a predicted model, not a curated record